Ylistrum balloti is the source of this 1266-nucleotide messenger RNA. Its product is annotated as serine/threonine-protein kinase NIM1-like. Gene Ontology annotation, cellular component: cytoplasm. Gene Ontology annotation, molecular function: protein serine/threonine kinase activity; ATP binding; tau-protein kinase activity. The transcript is spliced from 3 exons. NCBI's taxonomy places the organism in Eukaryota, Metazoa, Mollusca, Bivalvia, Pectinida, Pectinidae. The record is from RefSeq and is a predicted model, not a curated record. The coding region runs from base 1 to 1266 and encodes 421 amino acids. Gene Ontology annotation, biological process: intracellular signal transduction; microtubule cytoskeleton organization; protein phosphorylation.
AUGAAGGAGGUGUCGGAUCUUCCCAAUGGAGAAGGGAGGAUGCUUCGGGAUUCUUCGGUCAGUGAACCUACUGAAGAUAAACACGAACGGAUGACACCAUUUCAAAAGCUAUCUUUAGAUCUCAGUAAUGAUCAAAAGUGCUUGAAGGAAAUAACUUUAGGUAAAAGAAUUGGAUUUUACAGAAUUCGUGGGGAGCUAGGAAGUGGCAACUUCUCUCAAGUGAAAAUGGGUAUACACGCCCUAACAAAAGAGAAAGUGGCAAUAAAGAUCCUUGAUAAAACAAAAUUGGAUCAGAAGACUCAGCGACUUUUGUCCAGAGAGAUCUCAAGCAUGGAGAAGCUUCACCAUCCUAACAUUAUCCGUCUAUAUGAGGUGCUUGAAACCCUAGCUAAACUGCAUAUAGUCAUGGAAUAUGCAGGAGGAGGCGAACUCUUCACAAAAAUCUCCAACGAAGGCAAAAUGCCUGAACAGGAAGCCAAACAUAUAUUUGCUCAAGUGAUUGCAGGAGUAGAACACAUGCACAAACAUAAUAUCAUUCACAGAGAUCUGAAAGCAGAGAAUAUAUUCUACAAUGGACCAAAGAGUGUGAAAAUUGGUGAUUUUGGAUUCAGUACAAUAAGCAAAAUAGAUCAGACUCUGAACACAUUUUGUGGGUCACCACCUUACGCAGCUCCCGAACUCUUUAAGGAUGAAAGCUAUUGUGGUGUGUAUGUGGAUAUAUGGGCUCUAGGAAUCAUGCUGUACUUUAUGGUGACUGGAGUUAUGCCAUUUAGAGCAGACACUGUAGCCAAAUUAAAAAAGUGUAUCCUUGAGGGAAAUUACAUAAUUCCCUCAUACAUAUCAGACAGUGGGCAAUUCCUUAUUAGGAGUAUCAUGAAACCAGUUCCGCAUGACAGAUUUUCUAUACGAGAAAUCCGCAAUAGUGAUUGGUUGGAUGGACAGGAUUUUCCGGAAGCCCUUCAACCUUAUAACCUGCUGCCAGGAUCUGAUACAUCCACACUGUCUUCAGAUGAAAAGGAAGCUCGUGUCAUGUUACAAGAUCUUGGAAUAGGUGAAGAACAUUUGAAAGGUUCAGGACAUAGAGAUUCACGGAGUAGUAUAACGGGGACCUACAGAAUAUUGUUACAUCGUGUUCAGAAAAAGAAUUCUGGAGUAGAUGAUAUCGGUAUGGAAAACUUUGGGAAAUCAGAUGAUUCUGGUAAUAACAACAGAGAACGGUACCCACCGAAACCUCAACAAGAAUCCAAGUUUUGUGUCAUUCUUUAA